GCGCGGGGCGGGCUCUGGUCCGCAGAGGUCUCUCCCGGAGGUGGGCGGGCCGGAGCCGUUCUGCGGCCCCCGGGCUGGUGCGGCGGCGACCCCCGCCCCCCCCACCAGGUCCCCAGUUCCCCAGAGUGAUGCGGGGCCUGCGCGUGCUGCCGCCUGGACGCUGAGCGCCCCCACUCCAGUCCACUCUGCCCAAACGAAACCCAAACCGGGGCUCGGCUACUCCCGAGCCCAACGAACGUCUUAAGGCCCCCGGACUCCAGGCCCGGCUGAGCGCCCCGGCGUGGGGGAGGGGUGGGGGCGAGACCCCGGGGGGGGGGGCAGGUGAGCCGCUCUGCGGCUGCGCGAUGGCGUGCACCUGUGCCCUUUGGGCCCACGGAGCCUCCGGGAAAACACUUGCAUCGUUUAACUGAUCACGAGUGGGCGCCUGCCGCGAAUAACCUGCCUCGGGGCCUUCCAAUGCCCUUGCCGGCCGUGACCUCUGUCUGUCUCGAGAACCGGGGCAUCAUUGUUCUAGAAUGAAGCACAUCAACUUGUCCUUUGCAGCAUGCGGAUUCCUGGGCAUUUACCACUUGGGGGCAGCAUCUGCACUUUGUAGACACGGCCAGAAGCUCCUGAAGGCUGUCAAGGCCUUUGCAGGGGCUUCUGCGGGAUCCUUGGUGGCUACCGUCCUGCUGACCGCACCAGAAAAAAUCGAGGAAUGUAAUGAAUUUACCUACGAGUUUGCCGAAGAAACCCGAAGGCAGUCUUUUGGGGCGGUGACACCCGGCUACGAUUUCAUGGCCCGACUGAGAAGCGGAAUGGAGCGGAUUCUCCCUUCCAACGCUCAUGAGCUGGCCCACAGCCGCCUGCACGUAUCCAUCACCAACACCAAAACCAGAGAAAAUUACCUGGUGUCCAGCUUUCGCUCCAGAGAGGACCUCAUUAAGGUGCUGUUGGCCAGUAGCUUCGUGCCCAUUUACGCGGGACUGAAACCGGUGGAGUACAGAGGGCAGACGUGGGCGGAUGGAGGCCUCACGAACAGCCUGCCCAUCCUUCCCGUCGGCCGGACGGUGACCAUCUCCCCCUUCAGCGGACGCCUGGACAUCUCCCCACAGGACAAAGGACAGCUGGACCUCUACGUGACUCUCGCCAAUCAGGACGUCACGCUGUCCGUGGCAAACCUGGUGAGGCUUAACCAAGCCCUCUUCCCACCAUGCAAGAGGAAAAUGGAAUCCCUGUAUCAACUUGGCUUUGAUGACGCCAUUAGGUUUCUCCUCAAAGAAAAUUGGUUUGAAUAGAAUGCAUAGGAGUUUAUAAUGCAGAGAAGACUGCAUACUCGUCUGUUUGUUUUUUUUUAAUUUUUGUCCACAUCGUUGUUGAUGGAGGUUUCUAAUGAAAUCAUUAAAAAAAACAAAACAAAACAAAAAACAAAAAAAACACAAACCUA
Molecule: messenger RNA, 1426 nt
Organism: Mustela erminea (ermine)
Lineage: Eukaryota; Metazoa; Chordata; Mammalia; Carnivora; Mustelidae
Gene: PNPLA4
Product: patatin like phospholipase domain containing 4
Exons: 7
Coding region: 516-1277 (253 amino acids)
Biological process (GO): triglyceride catabolic process; lipid homeostasis
Cellular component (GO): cytoplasm; lipid droplet; membrane
Molecular function (GO): retinyl-palmitate esterase activity; triacylglycerol lipase activity
Source: RefSeq, a predicted model, not a curated record